GGGAAAACGUAGAUGUGCACUCGGACUCGGCACCCACGAGCCCGCCUGCACGUGGGCGUGAGUUGGCCAUCGCGCUCAAAGUAAGCCUCUUCCUCUUUAUAUACCCUCGGAGCGCCCUCUCAUCUCCUCACUUCGGCCCUACAUCACCCUCCCUCCCCCUGCUGUCCUCUUCCUUUCUCCUCAUCUUUCGAACCUACGUCACCACGCGAGUUCCGUCCACCUCACGCUCCCAUCUCCUCGUCGAGCGCGCGAUCUCGCGCCCAAACCGCCAACAUGUCGAAAGAAUUCGGCGCGGUGCAGGUGGAAUUGACGGAAGUCAAUGGAGGGUCUGACAAGGUGGGCACGGUCACCGACCAGUUGGACAUGGAUCGUGUGGGCAAGACACCCGUCCUGCGUCGCAACUUCCGCCUCGUCUCCAUCUUGGGCUUCACCGCUGUGCUGAUGUGCACAUGGGAAGCCAUCCUAUUCACCGCCAGCUAUAUUCUGCCCAAUGGCGGGUUGGCCGGCAUGGUCUGGAUGUACGUCGUCACUCUAACGGGUUUCGGGCUCGCCAUCUUGAGUAUGGCGGAGAUGGCCUCGAUGGCGCCUACGUCGGGCGGCCAAUACCAUUGGGUUUCUGAAUUCAGCCCGAGGAGCUACCAAAAGUUCCUCAGCUACAUCACCGGAUGGCUCUGCGUGCUUGGGUGGCAGGUGAACAUCUGCAGUGGCUCCUACCUGGUAGGCACUCAACUCCAAGGUAUCAUCCUGCUCAACAACCCGAAUUACGUGGCAGAGGCAUGGCACGUCACGUUGAUGAUCAUCGCCGUCGCCAGCGUGUGCAUCAUCUUCAACACCUUCUUCGCCCGGAAGCUCCCUCUGAUCGAAGGCCUGAUCCUCAUCAUUCACGUCUUCGGCUUCUUCGCCAUCCUCAUCCCCCUCUGGGCCCUCGCACCCCUUCAGCCGGCCAAGGCAGUCUUUACCGAGUUUGUCAACGAGUACGACUGGCCAACCCAGGGAGUCGGAUUGCUGGUCGGCAUCGUCGGUCCUAUGUAUUCCCUCCUUGGCCCGGACUCCGCCGUCCACAUGGCAGAAGAGAUCCGUGACGCAUCCCGUGUCCUCCCUCUCGGCAUGAUGUGGACGCUGGUCGUCAACGGACUGACGGGCCUCAUCAUGGUCAUCACGUUCGCCUUUGUCAUCCCCAAUCUCACCAUUGCCGCUUCCCCGAAAUACGUCUACUCCUACAUUGACACCUUCUACGCCGCCACCGGAUCCCGAGUCGGCGCAAGCAUCAUGACAGCUCUCAUCACCCUGCUCUGCCUCUGCAGCACCAUGAGCGCCGUCGCCACCGCCUCGCGCCAAAUGUUUGCCUUUGCACGCGACAAGGGCCUGCCCUUCAGCGACUUCCUCUGCCAAAUUCGACCCGGCUGGGACAUUCCGCUCAACGCGUUGCUCGUGUCGUUCGUCAUCACCUCCCUGCUUUCCCUCAUCAACCUCGGCUCCCUCGUGGCCCUCAACGCCAUCUUGUCCCUCACCGUCGGCGCCAUCCUCAGCUCUUACCUCAUCUCCAUCUCUUGCGUGGCGCUGCGGAAGAUCCGGAGGGACCGGCCGUUGCCGCCGACCCGAUGGUCUUUGGGCAGAGCAGGCUUGCCCAUUAACAUCGGCGCUGUGCUGUUCUUGAUAGUCGUCUACGUUUUCACAUUCUUCCCGCUCGGCAACAAUCCUACCGUUGCCACUAUGAACUGGUCGUCGGCCAUGUACGGUGGCACUGUGAUUGUCGCGAUCGUCUACUACCACAUGUACGGCAAGCACGUGUACGAUGGUCCUGUUGUGUUGUGUAAGCAGGAUUUCUAGAGAAGAGGACGAUGGACGUUGUGUAUGCAUGGAUCUGUAGCGAGAUUGAACAGUUUGUACAUGGU
Molecule: messenger RNA, 1895 nt
Organism: Neohortaea acidophila
Lineage: Eukaryota; Fungi; Ascomycota; Dothideomycetes; Mycosphaerellales; Teratosphaeriaceae
Product: choline transport protein
Exons: 7
Coding region: 274-1830 (518 amino acids)
Biological process (GO): transmembrane transport
Cellular component (GO): membrane
Molecular function (GO): transmembrane transporter activity
Source: RefSeq, a predicted model, not a curated record